This is a messenger RNA of Ixodes scapularis (black-legged tick), 4551 nucleotides long. RefSeq names its product probable cation-transporting ATPase 13A4. Gene Ontology annotation, biological process: intracellular calcium ion homeostasis. The transcript is spliced from 4 exons. Bases 277 to 4038 code for a protein of 1253 amino acids. Gene Ontology annotation, molecular function: nucleotide binding; P-type transmembrane transporter activity. NCBI's taxonomy places the organism in Eukaryota, Metazoa, Arthropoda, Arachnida, Ixodida, Ixodidae. The record is from RefSeq and is a predicted model, not a curated record. Gene Ontology annotation, cellular component: membrane.
AAGACCUCUGAACGAUCUGGGCAGGCCCACGCCUGCUCCGAUUUUUGCGGUUCGCCUAGGAACCGCCAAGAAUCCGUUGAACAGAGACUCGAAGACGCCGACUGGGGCGGCCAGGUCCUUCUUCUGCGCGGCUGGCAACCGCGACGGCUACGUCAUUGUCUCUAUGGCACCUUGUGCUGCCUGUCCUUGGGCUGCGGGUGGUUGCUGCUGAACAGGCUCAAGCCUUCCUGGCGGCUCAGGCUGCUGCUCACGCCGUGUCCUCUGCGGCGCGCCACGAUGGUGACGCUGCACGAUGAACGCGGGCGUUGGGUCGACGCGCAACCUGUGAACGUGAGGUCGCUGUCGUCGUCGUCGACGUCCGACUUUGGGGGCUUUCUGGUGUCCUUCUGCUACCGGGGGGUCACGUACGCCUGGGACGAUCGCAAGGACGUCUUUGCCGCGCUCCGUGGUCUGGACGACGGCCUGUUAUGCUGCGACCAGCUCCUCCAAAGUCAGGGUUUCGACGCUUCGUCUCGACGUCGACUCCUGGACAUCCACGGCUCCAACGAACCAUGCAACUUGGACGUCACUGCCGCCUUGGACAGCGAACAGACGACCUCCACGACCACCUGGCUCUUCUUAGGCGCCGCCCUGUGGUUCCUGCGAAGCUACUGGAUGUGCGCGACUGCCGCUGCCCUCGUACUUCUGGUCUCCUGGCUGAGACGCUUUCUCCACAAAGUACUGGACCGCCGGUGGCUGAGGGCCUUCAAGAGUCGCAACGCCGUUCCCGUUGUGACCGUGGUCACCUCCGACGGAGUCGUUCAGGAACUCGAUCCAAAGUCCUUGGUUCCGGGAGACUUGUUCCUGCUAGGUCUAGGAGACAGGGUACCCUGCGAUGCGGUGAUCGUCUUUGGGUCGUGUCUGGUGGAACAAGGAGACAUCAGCCUGCCCCCGCUGGUCGCAAAGUGGGAGCUCGGUGACGGCGAAGACGUGCGCCAAGAGCUGUUUUGCGCAGCGAAGCACCGGGCCAGUACGGUGCUCUGCGGAUCCACUGUGCUGAAGGUGCGUGGCGGGGACGUCAUCAGGGUCGUGGCGCUGAGAACGGGAGCGGCUACCUUGCAGGCUUCGCUGCUACGCCGGAGAAUGAGGCGUGAGAACUCUCUUCAGGAGCCCGAGCAGGAUAGCACAGGAGUCCUUGCACAAUGGACGGCCGCGUGGGCGGCCUUCCUCCUGUCCGUCUUUUUCUGGCUCGGAAGGGACCGUUUUACCUGGGACGAAGUCCUUCUUCGAGCCUUCAGCGUCCACGCUCUUCUCUUUCCACCCAGAGGCCUACUCCUGACCUUCUUACUCGAGUCUUGCUUUAAAUCUGCCCUGACUUCCGCGGGCGUCACAUGUCGCUACGACGUCGUCGCAUCCACCCAGCGUUGGGGUUCCACCAGGGCCGUUGCCGUCGAUGCCACAGGAGCCCUCUGCGGCCCGGCCGAGAAGCUGGCGGGACUACUACCAGCCGGAUGUCGAGGCUUCGGAGCUGAAAUCCUCCGAGAUUCACUGGGGUUGUCCCGCGGUCACCCGCUGCGCUGGGCGGCUGUAGCGGGCCAGUCCUUGUGGGUGGAAGAGGAACGAGGGCAGGCGAUGGGUCAUCCGCAUGAGGUGGCCGCCUUCGAGGAAUCUGGAGCUGCGUUGCUGGUUGGAAAUCAGGAGGUGUAUGCACUGGGAGACUCUUCUGGAGAACGCGUACCUCCGGUGAGACUGCGCCCGCUGGUCAAUCCCUUCUGGAGCACCAGGAGGCUCGACGAAGACCUCAGACGAGCACGUCCACCGCAGGAUGUGGUCGCGACUUGCGUACUACCGAGGACAACCGCCGCCACGAAUAGGGAUGAUGCCGAUGUCGACCGCGAGUCUAUGGACCGCCGAGACAUCCAUGAGGAUUGUGCACAUGUCCACGACCGAGACGACGGGAACAUCGAUGCCAAGAGCCUCGAUGCUGGCGGAGACGGGACGACGAUCGCGGAACCUUUGCGAAUCAUCAACGCCAGAGCUGCCUCAAUGGUUGACUCCUUCAACGAGAGAAAACACUCUGAGGAGACCACAGUCCUUGCUCCGCAAAACAUCACGCACAGGCCAGGUGCACAGAAUAACCCCCGCUACUUGUCGCCCUUGCCGGAGGUUCGAGUGUCGUCAGCUUCGAGAAUCAACCGAACGGCAGUGAGUUUGGCCCUGGCUGCUCUGCUCAGGUCCCUGAUUCGGUUGCUGAACGAGCUGGCGGAGCGCCUGGGUUGUCUCUCCUGUCCGAGGCGUCGGCGGCGACGAACACCUCAUGGUACACUGAACGAGACUCUGGCCAUAUGCCCGCCUCCACCAUCCGAACUUCACUCUUUACCGGGAGAGUCGCCAGGCGCUCCGACUGGUAUAGAGAGGAGACCCGGAACGGAACAAGAGCAAGUCGUGGCAGCUUGGCAGCGGCUGGAAGCCUUUCAAAACCGGCAAGCCUGCCGGCACCUUCACGUACUUCAGCGACAUUCGCAACAUGGCGUCGUCAGCGCGGUCCUCCUCCGCGCAGACAGGUAUCUGGAGGUCCUUGUCAAGGGAUGGCCAGCGGCCGUGCUCUCCUUGUGCCAAGGUCACCACGACACCCAUCCUCCUCCUCAAGACACGGACCCAGUCGCGGCGUCUCUCCACGAACGCGGUCUGGGGCUCUCGGCCGUCGCCUGGAAACAAGUCGACCUACACCCCGACGAUCCUGACUACGAGGUCCUGCUUGCCCGGACCUUGGAGAGCGAUCUCAACUUCGAGGGCUUCCUGCUGUUCGAACCGGUGCCGCGACCAGAAGCCGUUUCCGCCGUCGAGAACAUUCGACAGGCUGACCUGCGCCCCGUCAUCGUGGACGAAGACAGCGUUUAUCGCUGCAUCGCGGUGGCACGUGCCACGGGGGUCGUACAACCAGGAGAGCCUGUGCUCCUUGUAGCAGCCCGACAGUGUCCUGUUGGAGGUCCUCGUGUUGAUGUCCGACGCCUGGAGACACCGUCUGGCCUUGCCGUUACUCUGCAGGACAUCAAUUCUGAACCAUCCCGCGUGCACUAUGCUCUGAGUGCAGACACGCUAAUUGUCCUCCGCGAGCACUUUCCAGACCUCCUGGAGUCUCUUCGAGAGUCGGUGUCAGUGCUGGGAGGCAUUUCGCCUAAAGACGUCCGAUCCACCGCAAGUGACCUCAAUCUAGAUGUCGUCUGCUGCGGAGGGGCUGCGCUUGCGCUGGCUGCGGGAAGUCCCGGUGGGCUAGCCCUAGGGCUCCACGGGGAAUCCUUAGCAGCCCCACUCCUCUGCCCGUCCAUAUCCUGCGCAGCUGUGCUGGCCCAAAAAAGCCGUGCCUGUCUCGUAGGACGUGGGUUGGCACAAGACUUCCUCCUGCUCAGUGUCUGUCUACAAGCCUGUGCACUCCUCAUUCUUUAUGCCGAGCGUGCCACUAUCACCGACGGCAUGCAUCUGUACCUCGAAGUCAUUUCAUGCGGUGCCCCUACAAUUGGUUUGGCUAUCCCUGGUCAAACGGGACUUGCAGACAUUCCGCCCCAACUUGAUGCUCCGUCCCUAGUAAUCCACAUCCUCAGCUGGUUAUCUGCGCAAGUCUGCCUCUUGGGACAACUCCACUGCCAAUCCUGGUACAACCACCUGACACGACAGAUUCAGCGCCGCGUAGAUGCCACGGUCGUGUUCCUCCUCGCGGCCUUCCAGCUUCCCCUUCUGGCCCUACUCCUGGUCACGCUCAGAGGUGGAUCCAGACCUAGAGUUCUUUUCGCCGCCAUUCUACUGCCGACGGUGGCCACGCUGACUCUCCUCCUGUUGCCGUGGGCAGGAAAAGUGUCGCUCUUGCUUGGACUGCCUCGCUGGAAAACAGAUAGAGACACCGUGAUCCUUCGCGCUGCGGUUCUCCUUAUAGCUGCGCUCCAACUGCUGGUCGAUGCCACUGCUCAGGUCUACCUGGCACCCCAGUUUCGACGCCGGCCGCCCAAGGUGUUCAGAAGACGGAUUCCGGUAGCCCAGAGCCAUGUUGGAACCCUGCCUUGAGUUGGGCAUACAUGUUCAAUAACAUUAUUUAAGGAACGUAGCAAAAGAGUGUAGUUUUUUCAGUGAAGAUAUGUUUAUUAGCUAUGUUUUGCCACAAGAUGCUCAGAUUUAUUAUGAGGAUGCACUGCAGCUUGUGUGUCUAGAUGAGGGAUGAUGCUGUUCAGGCGUAAUCGAGGCACAAGUGACUCAAGACUGGCUUGGCUUGCCCACUCUUCCCCUGCAAGUUGAAGGAAGCUGGGCUUUUUUUUCCAAAGGACACGAAGGAGGACGGUUGAAGAUUUACUCGGACAAAGAAGGAUCAGAGAAGUUUACCUUCGCUGUUGACCUUCGUCCUUGCGAAGAACAUCGAGGAAGCGACCUCUUGUCAUCUCGCGUGCUGCAAAGCAAGUAAGCAGGAUGGUGAUCUAAAUGUCCUGCAACAACACAACCUACAAUAGUUUAGCCCAAAGCAUAUUGCCCUGGAAAUUAUUAAAUCCUUAUAUAAUAUGAAUAUAAUUAAAAAUGUUGCCCAUA